This is a messenger RNA of Arvicanthis niloticus (Nile rat), 1230 nucleotides long. RefSeq names its product signal recognition particle 9 (gene Srp9). Gene Ontology annotation, molecular function: 7S RNA binding. Gene Ontology annotation, cellular component: signal recognition particle, endoplasmic reticulum targeting. Gene Ontology annotation, biological process: SRP-dependent cotranslational protein targeting to membrane; negative regulation of translational elongation. The record is from RefSeq and is a predicted model, not a curated record. Lineage: Eukaryota; Metazoa; Chordata; Mammalia; Rodentia; Muridae.
GUGCGCCUGCAUCUUUGUGCCGACAGAAUCCAGCGCGGUGGGCGGUUGUCGGAGAGCGGUGGGCUGUCGGUGCGACCGCGCCGUUUCUUGCUUCGCGGCCCUGUUUCUUGCUGCCCGAACCCGCGAUGCCUCAGUUCCAGACCUGGGAGGAGUUCAGCCGUGCGGCCGAGAAGCUCUACCUGGCGGACCCCAUGAAGGUACGUGUGGUUCUCAAAUACAGGCAUGUUGAUGGGAAUUUGUGUAUCAAAGUAACAGACGAUCUAGUUUGUUUGGUGUACAGAACAGACCAAGCUCAAGAUGUAAAGAAGAUUGAGAAAUUCCACAGUCAGUUAAUGCGACUUAUGGUGGCCAAGGAAUCCCGCAGUGUCGCUAUGGAAACUGAAUGAAUGGUUUGAAGUGAAGACUAUUAUGUUCUUGGGAAGCAAGCAGCUUUUGAAACUGAGAGAGUGUUGGAAAUAUUUAUGUAAUGGAUCUGUCGAAAGCUGAGAGACCAGCCUGUGUCCUAAGGUUUGCUUUAGAGAGUAGAAGUGUCGGGGUUUCCAGUUAGCAAACCUUUAUUUUUGGAAACUGAAUAAGAAAUAUCUUAGAAAAAUUUUGCAGAUAAUUUGAUGUUGGGCAAAUUAUUUUUUCUGGUAAACUCAUAUCAGUAAUUUGUUGAAGAAUUAACAAAAGUUCUUUCUAGAUUGUGUUUGCUUAAGAGGAAAUAAAACGUAACCUUUGCUGCGUUGCUAUGGUUCUUUUGUUGCAUCACAUGUGCACCGUUUAUGAUACACGCAUGGUGACUGGGAUUUCCUGCUCUGUGGUGUGCCCGAUCUGGUGUUGUGAAGAGCAGGUCUGUUUCACCUUUCUUGCCAGGUUCAAGCUGUUUUUGAGUGAAGGGAUUUGUAGCCUCCGCUUGCUGAACAGUGACUGACUUGAAGUCUGGCUUUCAGUGAACAGAGCCAGAUGCAGUUACGAAUGCACAGGCAGGAUAAUGACCGAUGACUGGUAGUGUCUGCAUAGUUCAUGGCAUUGUGCGGUGGGCAUGGAGCACUCUGUAGCUCCCGCCUCAGACUGAACUGAACUAGAGCCUGCCUCUCAGAACUGUUAGGUUCCUGAUAAGCCACAAGCCACCGUUUAUAUGUAGCUUGUAUUUGUAAAAUCUGAUUUUACCAUCUAAAUGUAAUGUUCUAUGUUGUCUGCUCAAGACUGAAGUGAAAGUACUGCAUUAAAGUAUUUUUUGUAAAAGUU